GCGCCAACGCCGGCCAAGAGACGCCGGCAGCAGACAUGGCGCGCCUGCGAGCGGUGUCGUACACGGAGAGUCAAGUGCGAUAACACUCGACCAUGUCUCCAGUGUCGAGAGAGAGGCGUCUCCUGCACAAAUACAAAUGCUAGAGGAGAAAGGGACCUGAAAUCACUUCCCCUGGCACUGCGAGAAAUUGAAAAGCUGAAGUUGCGCAUCAGCGACCUAGAAUCAGAACUGGCGGAAUGCAAGAAACCCCUGGCUAAGACAACGGUUUCAGUAUCAUCAUCGCCGUCAGAGCAGUCCGACGCCUCCUCUAACAUCGUCACUCACCACCGGCGUCCUCCCGGCCGAGGGUGGGUAGGCACGUAUAUAACAUGUCCGCGGUCUGGCCAGAGAUCCUACUACGGCCCGUUCUCUGCGUUUUACUUCCUCGGGCGCAUUGGUGCCUAUCUCAGUGAAACACUUGAUCAGUCCGUCACCGACCGAUAUCUCUAUCCUCAAGGCGUUAGCGACUCACUGGCAAACCUCGCGACUCUGCACACUGCACAGCAGAGCAUGAACAAAAGCCAUGCAUUUAAUACGGCUCCUCGGCCAAUGAUGGCCCGGACGCAGGAAGAGUCUUUCCUACAGCUAUUUUGGGAGUCGUAUCACUGUACCGUACCAAUCAUUGACGACAUCGACUUUAUGCAAAAUUACAACUCUCUUUGGGAUGCCAACGGGACGUACCGCAAACCGUGUCCACUCACAGACAUUGUCGUUGCAUUAUCCAUGCAAUACGGCUGGACAUUCCUUGCAAGCAACUCAUCGAAUGCGAAUACCCUCGACGAUCCUUUCAACGAUGCUACAAGCGCAGGCCGGUGGCAUUUUCAUCGCUGCCAGUCUCUACUAAAUGUUGAUCUCGAGAGUCCGUCUCUCUUGAUGAUUCAAUGCAAGAUCUUCUCCACUACCUACCUUUGCAAUGCUUCCUUUACCAAUAUGGCUCACGCGACACUUGGCCAAACGUCAAUAUUGGCGCAUAUCCUAGGACUGCACCAAGAACCGCCCGAGGAUAUGCCCUGCAAAGAGAGAGAGCUUCGCAAGCGAGUAUGGUGUUGCUUGCAUACUCUGGAGACAAGAAUGUCCCUGAAACUGGGGCGACCGCCGGUGCUCGAUGAUUUCCACACGACUACCCAGCCGCCUUCGGAGGACGCAGAUCUAGGUCUCUUGAACAGCGCCGAGUCUUUUGCGCCGGACAUUACAUGGAUGAGUUUUACCACCCGUAGUGAAAGCCUCAUGGCCGUCGUCAAAGACAUUCAUACCACUCUGCUAGAAAGGGCAGCCAGAAUAAUCCACGAAGGAGGGCUCCAGGGCUCGCCGUACCAGGAUCCCCAGGCACUCGAGGCAUAUGCCAAGGCAGUUUCUGAACAGAUUCCUCUGAUGCAGGAGUGGGUGGGAAAACUACCCACAGGAAUCAAAAUGAAGAGAAGGGGGCAAGGAGAGGCGUUUUCCGUCGAUCGCUCGUGCUUCGACAUCGACGUCGGCGCACCGCUAUGGCUCCAGCGCCAGCGCCUCUUUUUGGAACUCAUGUAUCACAACCAGAUGAUCAGCUUCUAUCGGCCCUGUAUCGCGUUCCCACGCACGUCAGCACCGGCGGUAUACUCGCCAAUACUGAAACAGCAUGCCGUAGCAGCGCUCAACCACGCUAUCGCUCAUACCGACAUGGUGCUUCAGGCCGUGGUGGAGACGGACCUCAUGAACGGCUGGCAAGAGUGCUUCCAAUGGCAGUGGAACGCCACCAUCACUGCCAUUGGCUUCUUAUUCUCCAACCCCAUUGACCCAUCGACGCCGGCUGCGCGCAAGGCUCUAGAAAAGGGAAUCACCAUCUUUGAGACUCUUGGAAAGAGCUACUCUAUGGCGGCGAACGGAGCGAUUGUGGUUAAGGACUUGAUGGCUAAAGCAGAGCUACUAAGCAGU
Molecule: messenger RNA, 1947 nt
Organism: Trichoderma virens Gv29-8
Lineage: Eukaryota; Fungi; Ascomycota; Sordariomycetes; Hypocreales; Hypocreaceae
Exons: 2
Biological process (GO): DNA-templated transcription; positive regulation of transcription from RNA polymerase II promoter by galactose; viral process
Cellular component (GO): nucleus
Molecular function (GO): zinc ion binding; DNA-binding transcription factor activity, RNA polymerase II-specific; RNA polymerase II cis-regulatory region sequence-specific DNA binding
Source: RefSeq, a predicted model, not a curated record